CUUAGCCACCUAAAAAUUAUCAAAAUAAUGUUAAACUGUUACGCUGGAAAAUAGAGAUGACAAGCUACUUGAAAAAUAGUAUAUUUGUUUAACUGAACAACGAGAGUAAGUCUGCAGUGAAAGCAAGCUACAUUUCGUCAAACUUAUUUGCAAGCCAUAGCAAAUCAUUUCUAGUGAUUUUAUGAAGGAGUGUGUCAUUAAAGCCGAAGUAAUUUGUUCAGAAAAGGUGAAAGCAUUCACAGAAAUUCGUUUACUAGGAACACUGUAGCAGAUAGAAUAAAUGACAUGUCAGUCAGAUUGCAUGAACAAUUAAAGAUUUUGAAUUAUUUUCAUUGGCUCUCCAUGAGUCAACUGACGUUGGCUAUAUUCAUAAGGGCCUGUGACAGGAAUUGUGAGAUACAUGAGGAACUACUUGAGCUCUUUUCUAUGCAUAACACCACAAGAAGUGAGGAUGUUUUUGAGAAAUUAGAGGAGGUGAUAUUGCAGUACAAUUUAUCUUAGCUAGUCUAACAACGGAUAGCGCACCAACCAUAAAAUGAAAUGGUUUUGAUGCAAAGCUAAUUGAAAAAAUAAGAGAGACUGUUGCUCAUUUUAAAUUUCUUCAUUUUCAAUGCAUCAUUCACCAAGAAACAUUCUGCGCAAAGCAAUUACAGUUCCAACAUGUCAUUAGACCGGUUUCAGUCGCUCUCAAUUUUAUUCGCGCCCGUAGUUUAAAUCAUCGCCAAUUCUCUAUGUUUCUGGAUGACAUUAGACACGAAUUUGAUUGUGUUCCCUACUACACAGAAGUCCGCUGGCUCUCAUGUCAUAAAGUAUUGAAGAGAUUUUUUGCACUGCGUGAGGAAAUAGUAUUGUUUCUGAACAUGAAAGGUGAACCUAUUGAACAUUUUCAAACUGACGAAUGGGUUCAGGAUUUGGUAUUUGCAGGUGAUCUCACUGGUCACCUGCUAGACUUGAAUUUGGAACUUCAAGGUAAAGACAAAAAUUGUCACAACUGCAUGUAAUCAUGUGAAGUGCUUACAAGCAAAAUUACGACUGUGGAUAAACCAAAUAUGAAGAGAAAAUCUUGUUCACUUCUCAACGUGUCAGGAACUAAAAAAAUUAAAUACGGCUACAACAUUUGCUCAAUAUGUCUUACUCCUGUAAUUGUUAGUAGAUUAUGCUUUCAAUGACCGUUUUCGUACUUUGUUUCAUACGAGCAAGAAUAUCAUUUGCUUGUUUCUCCAUUCUCAUUUGAUUCUGAAAUUGCUACUGGUAAUGUGCAACUAGAGCUGAUAGAAUAGCAGUCAGAUUCUUUGAUAUCAUCGAAGUAUAUAGAAGUUGCUGUGCCAAAAUUUUACAGUUAUUUACCCUGAAAAGUACGUUGAAUUGCGCAAAUUUGCAGCCAGAAUACUUGUUGUUUGAAGCACUUAUCUCUGUGAGUAGUUCUUUUCCAUAAUGAAAGCUACAUAAGCACCUCACCAUUCGAGAUUAUCUCAUCGAAAUUUGUCAUCAGUGAUAAAUGUGUCAGUGGAAAACAAACUUCAGCAGGACUUAAUAAACUUGUAUCCCAAGCAUCAGAACAAAGAAAAUAAUGCGUAAUCAUAUUAAUUUUUAGUCACAAAGUAGUACUACAAAUUUAGCUAAGGGACAGUUUUGAUUGUGACUCAUGUGCAAAGAGAAAAUGGAUAAAAUGUCAACAGUUACCAUUUAGUAAGAUUUUGGAGCUGUUGUUAACUUUGUAAUAUGGCGGAAACAACAAACGGCUGUGUUGAGAAGGUAACUCAGGACACGAAUAUUCAACAGAAUGGAUUAUCUAAACCAAAGCAGAAGAGUGUUUUGGAAAAUUUAAAGGAUUCUCACUAUAGAAACAAAGUGCUUCAUUCUGUCUGGAUAGCUAUAUCAUUGUUUUCUUUGGGAAUAUGUGUUGGACAAAUGGGACCAAGUUUUCUGGAUCUCCAAAUUGUGACUAAUACUGAUGUUGAAAAAGCAUCUGCGUUUUUCACAGGUAGCUCAAUUGGUUAUUUGACUGGUUCGAUCUUAAGUGGAGCUUUAUACACUAGAGUCAACAGGCCAUUAUUACAGUUUUUUACUCUGGUCAUUCUUGGCAUUACCACAACACUAACUCCAUAUUGUAGUCUGUAUCCUCUCAUGAUUUUUAUUCGUUCCAUUGUUGGAACAUGUGCUGGGUGUGUUGAUACAACUGGAAAUGCUGAACAUAUGCGAAUCUGGGGCAACGAUGGACAAGUUUUAAUGCAACUCUUACAUUUUUCUUUUGCCUUGGGAGGAGUAAUAUCUCCAUUGUACUCUGAGCCAUUUCUCGCUGAAAAGAUUGAGGAAAGUGAAAUCUUGGAAAAUAUAACAAGCUGGAGAAAUACAUCAGUAUUCACAAAUGACAGUAACUUGACCUCAGUCAACUCUACAGUAGAUAUAGGUUUAAAUGAGAAACUUCCCCAGACUACAAAUGUACAUUGGGCCUUUUUAAUUUCAGGAGUCUGGACAUUUUUUUCAGCCAUUCCAUUCCUUGUUCUAUUCUUUCAAGAUCUAAAAAAGAAAAAGAAAAGCAAGACUAGUAGCAAAUCUGAACAAGUCACACAGCGAAAGCUGUCCAAAAUAACUUUAUUGUUUACAAUUUUUGUUCUCUGUUCCUUCUACAUGUUAUAUUGUUGUGUCGAGGAUACAUUUGCAUCAUUUCUCAUGACAUUUUUAGUUAAAGAAUAUAGCUAUGUGAGUAAAUCAAAGGGGGCAUUUAUAACAGCUAUCUACUGGGCAUCAUUUGCUGCUGCUAGAUUUUCAAUGAUAUUUAUAUCCAAAUUUUUGAAAGCCUUUCAUUUGUUGUGUCUAUGUUGCUUACUCAUGCUCAUAGCUUAUUCUAGUUUUUUUGUUAGUGCUUCCUUUGCAGUGGUCAACCCCUCUGCUCUGAAUGCAUUAAUUUUUUUUGUUGUGCUGGCAGGUAUAAGCAUGUCAGCUGUCUUCCCUGCUGGUUUUUCAUGGACAGAGGCUGAGUUACUCAGAGUUACUGGUCCUAUUUCUUCUUGUAUUCUUGUAUCAGCUUCUGUGGGAACUAUGAUCAAUCCUUUGAUGUUAGGCAUUCUAAUGACUGAACUAAGCAACAUGUGGUUCUGUUACCUUCUUUUGGGUCAGACAGUGUUGCUUUGUUGUAUUUUUGUUUUCCUCUGGAGCUUUAAUCGGUUCUUUUUAAACCGGCAUUAUGGUCCACUGGCAGAUGAGAGAGAUACAUCGUUAAAUAUAGAAGUAUCAGAGCAAAUUCAUCCAUUAAACACAAUAGAAAGCAAUGAUGAUAAUCCAAGAAUCUGAAUCUAUAUUUUUAACAAGAGUUUUUGACAUUUUGAUUCAAACAAAAAAAAAUUUUAAAUGCUUGUGCCAUCAAAAUUUGUAUUAUAUAAACUCAUUAUUGUUAUAUAUAACACUUUUAAUAAAAAUGAAUUGUAAUGUUAUGGUUCUUGUUAUACAAUGUAUUUUUAAAAUUCAGUUCUUGCUUAAAAUACUGUGAUUUACUUCAAGAAAUGUGUUAUCCUAAGUAAAAAUUAUGUGAAUGAAUCAUAUGCAGUAGAAGUGGUAGGCUUGAGUGUUUCAGGAUGUCUUACAAUUUUUUAUUAUUUCUUAUUAAUAAAGCAACUGUUCUGGCUAAAUAUUUCUAAUUACCGGAUAAUAUUUAUUUUUGGAUUUUAAAAAUCUAAACCAUUAAGAGUAAUUUUUACAGAACAUGUUAACUCUAAAAAUAAAAAGCUCUUUAUCUUAAAACAAACAUUUUUUUAGACAGGAACCAAUUGCAAACUAUCAGACAUUCCUCCAAGGUACUGUCAAGAAAAAAAAAUGAAUAAAAAAAUGAUCCUUUAGUUAAGUUUUUAUUGUACAAUCAAAUUGUAUUUUGUAAUUGUUUUUAUUUUAUCAUGUUAGCUGGUAUGUACUAAUCAUUUUAGUUUGUAUCUUUGGAAGAUUUGUUUCCACCAACUGCCUAAAAGUGAGUUCUGAAUUAUUUGCCUACAAAAUUGAUAUGGUAUGUUAGAAACUAAUGGUUUUUUAAAAUUUAUUUUGGAAGUGAAAAAAAAAACAAAAGGCUUAACUUAUUUGUCUUUAAUUUAGGGUAGCACCAAUACAAUAAAUAAAAUCUGUGUAUCUAUAUCAUUUUGAAGUUAUGAUUCUCUUUCAAGUUCUGGUCCUCUUGUCCAUAUGUGCUCAUCUUGCGGCCAGGUAAAGACUAUAUCUUGGACAAACCUGUCUCAUGAUUUUUUUUCUCCUGUCAGAAAGUAAAUGGCAUCAGUUUGUCAUUAAUUAGACCAGCUUGUCUAGAUGCUAAUUCAUUGCAGCUUUUCUUUUUUUUUUUUCAUCAUCCACACUAUGGAGCUUUUCUGUGAAUGUUUUUUUUUUAAUUUGGGGGUCUUUGCAUUUUUUUUACUAAGUGCAACAUUUGUAGUAACAUCUCAACAUAUUUUCUUAAACUUGUCUGCUCUUAUUGUCAGAGCCACACUUGCUAAGUGUAUUCGUACCUUCUUUGCAUCUUUAUAUAGUCAACAUUAACUAUUCACUUUGUAAGUUGAAAUAUAUACCGUUAUCCAUGCCUACUGCCUCUCAAUUUUACCAAAGGUCCUAGCGUUGAUGCACUUAUUCUGUUAAUCAUUGAGACUUUGUCGUGACACUAUGUAUUGAGAAUGUCAAGAAAAAAAGUCUCACCUUCAAGUCAUUAGUAAUUCAAAUUGUUUAAAAAUUUUGUAGUGCCAGUAUUGCAAAGCUAUACUUAUGUUUUUAGAAGGCCAGAAACCUUGUCCAAAUAUUUAUUGGUUCUCAUUGUACCAUAUUGCAAAGCUGUACUUAUGUUUUUAAAGGCCAGAAACCUUGUCAUGUUUUUAAAGGCCAGAAACCUUGUCCAAGUAUUUAUUGCUUCUGUUGACAAAAACCUGAUUAGAAUGUUAAAUAUUGAAAAUCUAAUGUAAAGACUACUAAGUAUGUCUUCAGUAAUGUACUAUGCUAACUAUUUAGCAUUUAUAUAAAUGUUUUUUCUUUUUAGUGUGAAUAUUAGAGAAUUUUAUGUUCAGAUAAGUUUUAUAUUGCUUUACUAUAUUCAUAGAAAAAACAACUGUUGAAUGAGAAAUUUUAAAAAAUAAUAAUAAACAAGAUGUUGCAAGAUG
Biomphalaria glabrata is the source of this 5126-nucleotide messenger RNA. RefSeq names its product sodium-dependent glucose transporter 1A-like. Lineage: Eukaryota; Metazoa; Mollusca; Gastropoda; Planorbidae. The transcript has 6 exons. Bases 1723 to 3294 code for a protein of 523 amino acids. The record is from RefSeq and is a predicted model, not a curated record.